AUGAGCUUUUUCGCGCGCGUCACCUCACGUCCACCAAAGCAAGGCACUACCAAUGCGAUCAUCAUGGGACGGAAAACCUACGACUCUGUCCCGAAACACCUCCGCCCAUUGGGUAAACGAAUUAGUGUGGUGGUUACGCGUGAUCAGACGGGUUCGGUGCGUGAGGGUGUGUUGCAGGAACUUGCGGCUAGGAAGGUGAAGAUGGCUGCUACGGCUAAAGCUAAGGCUGAGGCUGCGGCGGAGGCGGGGCAAGCUACAGCUCCAGCUCCAGGUCCAGGUCAAUCCUCCGCAGAGGAACCCACUACCGAUGCGAUUGUUACGCCUAGUCUGGACGCUGCGUUGGAUCAGCUGGAUACCGUUUACGGGGCGGAGGGACGCCUGGGUAAAGUUUUUGUUAUUGGUGGUGCGGAGAUCUAUGGUGCUUCGUUGCGGGGCGGGUCUGAGGCUUUGAUGAAGAGGCCUGUGCGGAUUGUUAUGACGCAUGUGGUGCGGAAGCCGGUGACUGAGAGUGGCGAGGAAGGGAUUGAGGAACCGUUUGAGUGUGAUACGUUCUUCCCGGUGGAAAAGUUUACAGCGGAGAAUGGGUGGCGCAGUGUUAGUGAGGAAGAGGUGACAGAAUGGGUUGGGGAAGAUGUUACUGGGGAGUGGAAACGGGAAGGAGAUGUUGAGGUUCAGAUGGUUGGGUAUGAGCGGUUGGAUUAG
This is a messenger RNA of Penicillium waksmanii, 702 nucleotides long. RefSeq names its product dihydrofolate reductase. Gene Ontology annotation, molecular function: dihydrofolate reductase activity; NADP binding. NCBI's taxonomy places the organism in Eukaryota, Fungi, Ascomycota, Eurotiomycetes, Eurotiales, Aspergillaceae. Gene Ontology annotation, biological process: glycine biosynthetic process; folic acid metabolic process; dihydrofolate metabolic process. The record is from RefSeq and is a predicted model, not a curated record. The transcript has a single exon. Bases 1 to 702 code for a protein of 233 amino acids. Gene Ontology annotation, cellular component: mitochondrion.